Effrenium voratum is the source of this 1246-nucleotide messenger RNA. Lineage: Eukaryota; Dinophyceae; Suessiales; Symbiodiniaceae. The record is from the annotation of a GenBank genome assembly.
GGGAAUCACGCACCUCGAGCAACCAGAGUACCAAGCUCGCUAUGGAUGCAUGUCAUGCCGCAAGCAGCUUCGUUGGCUGCUCUGGCUGUUGGUUGAGACGGCAGCCCAGGAGCUGCAGUGCGAGGUUCAGAACUGCUUGCCGCCAGACUCCACCCAGAACCCUCAGAUCUGCUACAAGAGAACAGCCACGACACAACGCCUGGGCGCCCGCUCCUAUUCGACGUGCCCUUCCGCCACGCCCUACUGCUCGUUCUGCCAUGCGGACCCGCCUUGCGAGAGCAGAUGUCAGGCCUCCCCGCCGGAGCUACGGCCGCCAGGAGCUGAGUGCUACUACGACGCUGACUGCGCCGGCCCCUUUGCCAGGUGUUUGCAGCGGAUGUGCCGAAGAGCGCUGCUUACACACCAAGCCUGUGAUGCCAACGAUGCCAAUGACCUGUGCGUCACGGGCCAGCGCAUCUGCUUCCGCGGUCGCUGCCUGGGCUUGAGCACCGGCUCUCCGUGCAGCGCGCAUGUGGAAGGCGCGGACAUCGAGUGCAACCACGGCUGGUAUUGCUUCUUGGGGGUUUGCACGCCUCAGCUGCCGGCAGGCCAUAGCUGCACGGGUCUCCACCCGGACGAAUGCCUCCACGGCUAUGGCUGCAAUUUGGCGGUGGAACGCCCGCGCUGUAUCCGGGAGUACAGCUUGACUGUGGGCGAGACCAGCAGCACAGGGAAGCUGUGCAUGACCAAUCACGUCAAUCCCGUGCGGAAGGAGUGCGCACAGCUGCCGGAGCUCGAGCUGGAGUACGGCCGGCCAUUGGUGAGCGGCCGGGACUGCCUGCAGGAUGGCGAGUGCCCGCGCACGGACACCUCUAUUGGCCAGUGCCUCUGCAAGCAGUGGUGGGAAGGUCAAGGCCAGCCGGGGUUCUGUGAGCUCUCGGUGGCUCAGCCCUGGCGCCCGGCCUUCAGGCGGUUCUGGGAGGCCGCCACCUACUGCCACCACAACUGGACCCCGGAGCGCUGUGCGGCGGAGUUGGGACUCGAAGAGGUCUUGGCCCAGGUGCAGCUCGACCGGGCGCAGCUCUCCGCAGACCCCACGGAGAUCCAGAGCUGCGCUGCCGACCUCCUGACGAUCUUCGCGCCCGAUGCCGCACGCCUCCGAGGCCUGCCGAUCCUUCCGCUUGGCAUCGCCCUCAGCCGAGCUUUCGCUAGCUGAGACGAGCGAUUUUUUGGAGCUGGGGUUUGGCUUAUGAGUGCCUUGUCCGAG